This is a messenger RNA of Gavia stellata (red-throated loon), 2598 nucleotides long. It is a transcript of the gene PRKCE, whose product is annotated as protein kinase C epsilon. The record is from RefSeq and is a predicted model, not a curated record. Bases 28 to 2259 code for a protein of 743 amino acids. NCBI's taxonomy places the organism in Eukaryota, Metazoa, Chordata, Aves, Gaviiformes, Gaviidae. Gene Ontology annotation, molecular function: ATP binding; diacylglycerol-dependent, calcium-independent serine/threonine kinase activity. Gene Ontology annotation, biological process: protein phosphorylation. The transcript is spliced from 15 exons.
UCCCGGGAAAAGUGCUGCCAUCCAGCCAUGGUGGUUUUCAAUGGCUUGCUGAAAAUCAAGAUCUGCGAGGCGGUGAAUCUGAAACCCACGGCGUGGUCUCUGAGGCAUGCGGUGGGUCCCAGGCCGCAGACCUUUUUGCUGGACCCUUACAUAGCCCUCAACGUGGACGACUCCAGGAUCGGGCAGACCUCAACCAAGCAAAAGACCAACAGUCCUGCUUGGAACGAUGAAUUUGUCACCGACGUUUGUAAUGGCAGGAAGAUAGAGAUGGCUGUUUUCCAUGAUGCCCCCAUCGGGUACGAUGAUUUUGUAGCUAACUGCACUAUACAGUUUGAGGACUUGCUGCAGAACGGGAGCCGCCACUUCGAGGACUGGAUUGACUUGGAGCCAGAAGGGAGAGUGUAUGUCAUCAUAGACCUUUCAGGAUCGUCAGGUGAAGCACCCAAAGACAAUGAAGAACGUGUGUUCCGGGAACGUAUGCGCCCCAGAAAGCGGCAGGGUGCUGUGCGACGCAGAGUACAUCAGGUUAAUGGACACAAGUUUAUGGCUACCUAUCUUAGACAACCAACUUAUUGUUCGCACUGCAGAGAUUUUAUAUGGGGUGUAAUAGGAAAACAGGGAUACCAAUGUCAAGUUUGCACUUGUGUAGUCCACAAGAGAUGCCAUGAACUUAUAAUAACGAAGUGUGCUGGCUUAAAAAAACAGGAAACUCACGAUGAGCAAGUGGGAUCCCAGCGUUUCAGUGUCAACAUGCCUCACAAGUUCAGCAUUCACAAUUACAAAGUGCCCACCUUCUGUGACCACUGUGGUUCAUUGCUCUGGGGUCUUUUGAGACAAGGUUUACAAUGCAAAGUUUGCAAGAUGAAUGUACAUCGACGCUGUGAAACAAAUGUGGCACCAAACUGUGGAGUGGAUGCUAGAGGCAUAGCUAAAGUUCUUGCAGAUCUUGGAGUCACUCCAGAUAAGAUCACUAAUAGUGGACAGAGGAGGAAAAAGCUAAUUGCAGGUGCAGAGACUCAACAACCAGUUCCUGGAAGCGCAUCAUCAGAAGAAGAUAGGUCAAAGUCAGCACCAACUUCUCCAUGUGAUCAAGAAAUCAAAGAGCUGGAAAACAACAUUAGGAAAGCAUUAUCAUUUGACAAUCGGGGAGAGGAACACAGAGCAACAGCUACAACAUCAACAGACAACCAGCUUAGUAAACCUGGGGAGAAUGGUGAAAAUGGGGAGGUCAAGCAGGCCCAGACCAAGCGAAUAGGCCUUGAAGAGUUCAACUUCAUCAAAGUACUGGGGAAAGGCAGCUUUGGCAAGGUGAUGUUAGCUGAGCUAAAAGGAAAAGAUGAAGUAUAUGCAGUGAAAGUCUUGAAGAAAGAUGUCAUACUUCAGGAUGACGAUGUAGACUGUACAAUGACAGAAAAGAGAAUUCUGGCGUUAGCACGGAAACAUCCGUACCUAACACAACUUUAUUGCUGCUUCCAGACAAAGGACCGCCUCUUCUUCGUCAUGGAAUAUGUAAAUGGAGGAGACCUAAUGUUUCAAAUCCAGCGCUCCCGCAAAUUUGACGAACCUCGAUCCCGCUUUUAUGCAGCAGAGGUCACAUCAGCACUCAUGUUUCUUCACCAACAUGGCGUCAUCUACAGGGACCUGAAACUGGACAAUAUUCUUCUGGAUGCAGAAGGCCACUGUAAACUGGCUGACUUUGGCAUGUGCAAAGAAGGGAUUCUGAAUGGAGUGACCACCACAACCUUUUGUGGCACACCUGACUAUAUAGCUCCGGAGAUCCUCCAGGAGUUAGAAUACGGCCCGUCAGUAGACUGGUGGGCUCUGGGUGUUCUCAUGUACGAAAUGAUGGCUGGGCAACCCCCCUUUGAAGCUGACAAUGAAGAUGAUCUCUUUGAAUCCAUCCUUCACGAUGAUGUCUUGUAUCCAGUCUGGCUCAGUAAAGAAGCUGUCAGCAUUUUAAAAGCAUUCAUGACAAAAAACCCAAAUAAGCGACUUGGCUGUGUGGCGUCACAAAACGGGGAAGAUGCAAUUAAGCAGCAUCCGUUUUUCAAGGAAAUUGACUGGGUUCUUCUAGAACAAAGGAAAAUCAAGCCACCCUUCAAACCUCGGAUUAAAACCAAAAGGGAUGUAAAUAACUUUGAUCAAGACUUUACACGAGAAGAACCAGUAUUAACGCUAGUGGAUGAGACAAUUAUAAAACAAAUCAAUCAAGAAGAAUUUAAAGGGUUCUCUUAUUUUGGAGAAGAGCUACUGCCAUAGACAACAUUAGGCUGACAGAUGAAUGAUGCUGCAAGAAGUGAUUCUGAAGAGAUCGUCAAAUUACUGAGACUCAGUAGAUCAAGAACUACUUUUCUUACCCUGAGCCCAUAUCCCCAAUUAAAGUAUAUAUUUAUUGUUUUUUUCCUUUAAUCUUCUGACCUGAAAGCACUCUUAAAUUCUCUCUCACAAGGCAAUGCAAAAUAAUUUUGUAUCAGAAAUUGUAGAUGUAACACACUGCCAUAUAUUUGCAACUUUUCUUUUAUUCCUAAGAUCUCCCCAGAGGACAAAACUGCAUCUUUUUCAUGGAAAAUGAAGCCGUGCUAUUAAAAGCGAUGUAAC